AAAGCAGGCCCGUUUUUAAUUUUUUUUUUCUUUUGGUCCUUCCCGCUAUUCCAAACCACCUGUACACCUUUUUCUUUCUUGGUUAACCGUCAUGUCUCUGGAUAAUGUCACUGUCAACAUGUCUCGGCUGGCACUUGCACGCGCUAUUAAAACUCCCGAUGGCGAUGACUCAGACGCUGAUCCCUGGGACAAAAGUGUGAUCUUUCACCAAUCUCACAUUCCCCAAGCAAUUGAGCAAUACAAAGGUCAAAAACGAGGUCAUACUUCACCUAACCACCGUCAGUCCCAUAAACCUCAUCAGACGAAGAUACCGCAACAAAGAACGCAGUCUGCUAAACAAAGGGUCGCUUCGCAAGCUUUACCAAAAGCUCCUACUCAAAUCCAGGUACAAUCCCAGGCACGGACUUCGAUUGUCAAACCAAGGAUUCGAAAAACUUAUAUACCAAGCGAUGAUGAGGACGAAGAAGAGGAGGGGGAGGAGGAGGAGGAUCAAGAAGAUGAUAGUGACUCUGAUGCACCUGACCAAGGAAAGCAAAAAGUAGUGUUGACACCACCAGAUCAAGAAGAACAAGAAAUAAUUUCGAAAAAUAAAGCCACACGCAAGCAACCAUUACCCAGCGAUGAUGAGAGCAGCGCCUCCGAUAGCGAAGAUGGUGAUGAAGACGAUGGCGAUGCUUCUUCCGUGGAGCUCACCCCUCAACGUCAUUCUGACCCGCAAGCUCACCCUAAAACAUCCAGAGCCAGUUCAGGCUCAUCAUCUGCAGGAAGUAGUAGCCUAGCCGCACACCAAAGGUCUAGGUCACUAGGCGAUAUGAUGGAUGACCGUUCUUCAGUGCCACGUCUGCAAGCUGAACGUACAUCGAAUCCUCCAAUGGAGCAGUGGCGAAGAAGUGCUGACCCUUACAGUAGACCUUCGGAUGCUUAUGAUUCACAUCAUUUGGCUGCUGCUCAUGUGCACAAUCGUAGCAGAUCGUCAGAACGACUGGAUAGGUUGCCUACAUCCAAGCCUUCUACACCUGUGCCAGGUAGAACGGCUCGAAGGAAAUCGACUAUUAUGGAAUAUGAAGGCUUGCUACAACAGCAGCAGAUGAUGCAAGCUCACCAUGCACAGCAGAUGAGUCAGAUCCAACAUUACCAAUCUGGGCAAAAUAAGUCUAGAAAAAGCCAUGCUAAGCGUGCCAGUAUGUCCGGUAUGGAUAUGCUUCUUCAGCACGAGCAAGAAAAACUGUCAUUGGCGAAGAACAAAACCAAAAAGCUCGAUUCCACAAACGCACCCAUCGAAGGUCUAUUGGCAAAGUUACCUGAAUCAGGGGCCUACAAUAUCAAUUUUCAACAGCUACAGGGAAGUCGAUCGCAUGGCACACGCAAUAGCAUGAGACCGGAUGGAAGUUUCGCUAGAGAUUCGCACAAACAAGCACCAAUGGGUCGGCCGAACAGCGCCAUGGGCUACUUUGAUACCCGACCGGCCACAUCCACUUCGCCCAGUCCAGACAAUCGUCGAUCUCGCCUUUCACCUUGGAUGGAGGCUCCAUACCCCACUUCAAGUAUAUCUACACCUGCAACACACUUGCAACGCCAAUACCAGCAACAAAUGAUGAUGUUGGAUCAGCAACAGCAAAUGAUGCAAAAUCAAUUUUUAAUCCCUGCCUCAAUGCUUCAGGUACCCAUGAAUUAUGGGCAAAUGAUGCCUCCCACUAGUCCCGACUUAGCUAUGCGUCAAGGAAUACCACGGCCGGUUAGCUCUAUGAGCAAGAGAUCCAGCUUUGCUUGGGGUACCUGAUAGACUUACAUAUACACAUACCUUUCCCUGUAGUUCAUCCAUACUCUUGUCCAUAUCUAUUUUUCCUUUUUACUUUAGUAACCGUUGAUUUUCCUUUAUACUAUCUCACAUACAACCUUUACAUACAACUGCGCUAUGAAGGAUUCUCAUGCCUUAUGAAGCCUACAAAAAAAAAGUAGGUUUAGCACCGUGAAGUCCUCCCAUUUGGCUUAAAAAUAUAAUUUUUUGCUUGCGAUCAAUUUUUUUUCUGAGAGUUUUAAUGAGAAACCCAUAUGCUUUUUUCCCAUUU
This is a messenger RNA of Umbelopsis ramanniana AG, 2069 nucleotides long. RefSeq lists its product as uncharacterized. The transcript has 3 exons. NCBI's taxonomy places the organism in Eukaryota, Fungi, Mucoromycota, Umbelopsidomycetes, Umbelopsidales, Umbelopsidaceae. The coding region runs from base 92 to 1780 and encodes 562 amino acids. The record is from RefSeq and is a predicted model, not a curated record.